CUCUGUUGUUCAGUUUUGGUAGCAGAAAGAACGAAACAAAGAAGAAAUGGGAGAGGAGAAGCCAAAAUCCAUAGGAGUAUGGCCCGCAGUGAAACCCUUCGUCAAUGGCGGAGCCUCUGGCAUGCUCGCUACCUGUGUUAUCCAACCCAUCGACAUGAUCAAGGUGAGAAUUCAGUUGGGUCAGGGAUCAGCGGUUGAUGUCACCAGGAACAUGCUAAGGAACCAUGGUAUUGGCGCCUUUUACCAGGGGCUGUCUGCUGGGCUGCUUAGACAAGCUACAUACACAACUGCCCGACUUGGAUCAUUUAGGAUUUUAACAAAUAAGGCAAUUGAGGCCAAUGAUGGGAAGCCCCUACCUUUAUAUCAGAAGGCUUUGUGUGGGCUAACUGCUGGAGCAAUUGGAGCAUCCGUUGGUAGUCCAGCAGAUUUAGCACUCAUUCGUAUGCAGGCAGAUGCUACCUUACCUGUCGCGCAGCGCCGGAACUACACGAAUGCAUUCCAUGCCCUGUAUCGUAUUGUUGCAGACGAAGGAGUUUUGGCACUUUGGAAAGGUGCAGGCCCUACAGUAGUGAGAGCAAUGGCGCUGAAUAUGGGAAUGCUUGCCUCAUAUGACCAAAGUGUGGAGUUCUUCAAGGAUUCUCUUGGUUUUGGUGAGGCAGCUACAGUGGUUGGGGCCAGUUCAGUUUCAGGAUUCUUUGCUUCAGCCUGUAGUUUACCCUUCGAUUAUGUGAAAACCCAAAUACAGAAGAUGCAACCUGAUGCUGAAGGGAAAUUCCCAUACACUGGUUCCUUAGAUUGUGCCAUGAAAACCUUGAAAUCUGGAGGCCCCUUCCAAUUCUAUACAGGAUUUCCAGUAUACUGUGUUAGGAUUGCCCCCCAUGUCAUGAUGACAUGGAUAUUCCUUAACCAAAUCCAAAAGUUCGAGAAGACUAUUGGGUUGUAGUGUGUUCUGCGGAUAUAGUGAUCUUAGUUGGAGUUUUGAGCUCUGACUAUCAGAAUAAUAAUACCUUCUGAUUUUGUGUUGUAUUUCUUCCUGCCCUUGUUAACUUCAUACCCCUGAAGACAAACCUUUGUCUCAGAAAUAUUUAGCAAUUGAUAGAAUUAUAUUGUAUUACAUUGGAACUAAAAUAUUUUUUGGGUGUGACUGAAAUAGGAUUUCACCAACUGAUUUUUAUUUCGGAAAGUUACUUAUUUGAGAUCCUUGAGAGAAGAUUGCUCAAGCAAAAUAAUUCAUGUACUCUGAAUUAGAAAAAACCAAUUGGCUUUUUGGCAUAUCAAUGGUUGUAUUGUCUUCUCCUUGAUCAGGGGAUAAUUUGCUUC
Camellia sinensis is the source of this 1320-nucleotide messenger RNA. RefSeq names its product mitochondrial dicarboxylate/tricarboxylate transporter DTC. The record is from RefSeq and is a predicted model, not a curated record. Lineage: Eukaryota; Viridiplantae; Streptophyta; Magnoliopsida; Ericales; Theaceae.